Messenger RNA from Podospora bellae-mahoneyi, 1282 nucleotides. It is a transcript of the gene ARL1, whose product is annotated as Arf GTPase arl1. The transcript has 4 exons. Bases 367 to 918 code for a protein of 183 amino acids. NCBI's taxonomy places the organism in Eukaryota, Fungi, Ascomycota, Sordariomycetes, Sordariales, Podosporaceae. Gene Ontology annotation, cellular component: Golgi apparatus; cytoplasm. Gene Ontology annotation, molecular function: GTPase activity; GTP binding. The record is from RefSeq and is a predicted model, not a curated record. Gene Ontology annotation, biological process: vesicle-mediated transport; intracellular protein transport.
CCGUGCACCCGCGAUUCACUUGAUAGGGGGAGCCAUACAGAUAGCCCGACCAGAAGCGGCCUCUUUCAUGAACGGGACCAAAGUUGCAUGAACCUGCGAGACCGAAAUUUCUUGACACCUUUACUCUGAGAUAGGGGGCAACUGGGAAUUCCAUACUCAAGCGAUUCGGUCAUUCCACCUCCCGAUAUCCUCUCCCACACAGCAGGCGCCGUCAUCCCCUCUCGGGCCAGAUUCGCAUCGUCAUCCGCUCCGGAUCUUCCUUGUCGGUGGAUUCGGUCCGCGAUACAUCCUCCUGUCAAACUUCGACGAACCCCAUACCCAACCACAAAUCACGCGCCGGAACUUCCGGGCGACAGCAGGGCGAAGAUGGGGCAAACCAUGUCAUGGCUCGGUUCCUUGUCCAGCUUCUUUUCGUCAAAGAAGGAAAUCCGGAUUCUGAUUCUCGGACUGGACAACGCCGGCAAAACCACACUUCUCUACAGACUCAAGAUCGGCGAGGUAGUAACAACGAUACCAACGAUCGGGUUCAACGUAGAGUCCGUCACAUACAACAACCUCAACUUCAACGUGUGGGAUCUUGGUGGACAGACUAGCAUCAGGCCAUACUGGAGAUGCUACUAUGCCAACACGGCAGCGGUCAUCUUCGUGGUGGACUCGACCGAUAUCGAGCGGUUGCAGACAGCGGCGGAUGAGUUGGCGGCCAUGCUGAACGAGGAUGAGCUGAAGGAUGCCGCACUGUUGGUAUUUGCCAACAAGCAGGAUCAACCGGGUGCGAAGGGUGCGGCGGACAUCUCUCAGGCGCUCAGGCUUGGCGAGCUGAGGGACAGAAACUGGAGCAUCGUCCCUUGCAGUGCCGUUGAUGGCUCUGGUGUGGAAGAGGGAAUGAACUGGCUGUCGCAAACUGUAGCACAGGAUUAGAGUGCUGGUUGUUUGGCGCACAGCAGAUAUGAGAAAGGGGGGGGCUUUUGUACAACAAACACAUGAGCAUGCCCGCGAUUUACGAAUUUGUCGAAAGCAGACUUGGGUAUGUACAACCACGCGCGCACACACACACACGUACGGCGGAGAGCGGCGACUCGGGAGUUUUCUUGGGGGGGGGGGCGGACGAUGGCACGUUUAGCCCACAAGGGCCCGUGUGGAUGGAUGACAUACUAUGCGAUAGGCGCAGGGCUGCAUACGACAGGGGCGCCGUGGGCGGUAGGAGGUUUUUGGCACGUAUACAGGAACUUACACCAUUUAAUAACAUACAACCCUGUGGUGGGGUUUAAUAUUCUCGGGUUGA